AUGGCUUCAAAGCGAGGAUCGCAUCGGCAUAAGAAUGGACACAGAUCUAACUUUGUUGAUACUGAUCAAGACUUCUCGGCUAACAGCAUGGACAACGGUGAAUUGAACUCCUGGCUCUCCGAACGACUUCCCCAUUCAAAGUACCCAAGCAGGUCAAAUAUCAACACAAACCCAAACAUGAACAUGAACAGUGACAUUGAAGUCACCUUGUCCAAGGACAUCCGAAACUACUUCAAGAUGAAUGAAGACAGCAGUCGGUCGUCGAAGGAUAGCUGGCUUUCUUUACCCGAAAUCCCUACAUUCGAAGAGUUGUCGAUUGAUGAGACAGCUGUUCCUGCAAACAAGAUUGACGGACCUUACAAGACCAAGGAAAGAUACCUGAAGACACAAUACGCAUUGCUACGUGAAGAUGCCCUUGGUUGUCUUCGGGAUGCGUUGUUAGACUUCCAGAAAGAUCCAUCAAUGAUGGACACCCAGAAAUUUUCAAUUUACGACCAAGUCCACAUUUCUGGCUUUACAUUCUCCCGAAAAGGACUCGCAGCGCGAAUCAAAUUCUCUACGAAUAGGGCAGGCAGUAAAAUCUCGUGGUCAACGACGAAAAGACUGACCUCAGGCUCUCUUGUUGCUCUAGUUAGGGCAAAAGACUGUGAGACAAUGACGGACCUUAGUGGAGUGCUGACGGCAAUUGUGGCAGCACGACCUCUUGCGGGGGUCUUGAACCAGCCGCCUGAAAUCGACAUCUACUUCGCUCGUCCAGAAGAUGUCCAUCUCGAUCCACAGGAAGAGUGGCUGAUGAUCGAGGCCAAGCAAGGCUACUUUGAAGCAUACCGGCAUACACUGCAGGCUUUGAAGAAGCUUCAUAAAGAAAAAUUCCCCUUGUCGGAGAACAUCUGCCGCUUAGAUGCCGAGAAUGGACUCCCUGAAUACAUUCAGAGACAACCUAUUCUCAAUCUUGGCGCAGUUGCGAAGAACGAUCAGAAGGACUCCUACUCCAGGGUUGAUGUCAGUGACCCGAUAAAGUGGCCACCCGCACCCAACACACUCGAUGAAUCUCAAUGGCUGGCAUUUCGAGAGAUUCUUACUCAAAAGCUUGCCAUCAUUCAAGGGCCUCCGGGUACCGGCAAAACCCACAUUUCGACUGUCGCCAUUCAAACCCUGCUAGAAAAUUCCAGCUCUCAGGAUCCCCCCAUCAUUAUUGCAGCUCAGACGAACCACGCGCUGGACCAAUUACUUAUCCAUAUUGCGCAAUUCUGCCCUGACUACAUUAGACUUGGUGGAAGAAGCACCAACUCGGAGGUUAAGAAACGUGCACUGUUUGAGAUCCGACGCGGGGAAGUGAUCAAGGUUGUGCCAGGUGGUAUCAUGGGAAAAUCAAACAGUCAGCACGAGAAGCAGACAAAAAUCUUACUUGGCAUUCUUCAACCUCUGGCAUCCAGACCUGGGAGUGAUCCUUUUUGCACCGCAGAUCAGACGAGCCCUCAGGUUCUCAGGGAGCUCGGUGUCUUGAAUGAUUUGCAGACCAAGUCUCUCGAGGAUGGCGUCACAAACUGGGUUUCGGCAGACCAUACUGUCAAUCAGCCCUUGCAACUCUGGCUUGAUACAUCACUAGUCCCAUUCGAAUUCAGAUACCGCGAUGACAAUUUUGGUUUCCCCGAAAUCGAGGACGAGGAUUUGGAGUUUGAGCAAUUGAGAGAGGGCCAAGAGGACUCUGCGGGAGUAAACGACAUGGAAGACAUUGAAAUGCUAAGAGGCGCUUGGCAAGAAAUACACGAUACACACACAGUCAAGCCAGCAAUCUCAAACGACCUCAGAAAAGCAGAGGAACUGUUGGCCACUGAAAAUGACUUGUGGAGAAUCCCUCGACAUCUUCGUGGACCAAUGUACCAGAUCAUUCGAUCAAGGGCACUCGGUGUCAUUGCAGCCAGAUUCCGAGAGGCAAUGCAACGUUACAACGAGCUUGUUAAGGACAUCUUGAUUGGUAAAUGGGAGAUGGACUACGUCUUUCUCAAACGCACACGAAUCAUUGGCAUGACGACGACCGGUUUAAGCAAAUACAGAGCACUUAUUGCUGCUCUCAAACCCCGGACUAUCUUGAUUGAGGAGGCUGCAGAGGUUCUGGAAGCUCCAGUCACAGUCGCGUGCGUUGAGUCACUUGAGCAUCUCAUCCUGGUAGGUGAUCACCAGCAACUCCGAGGCCACUGUGCUGUGUCCGAAUUGGAGAAUGAGCCUUUCUUUCUGAAUGUGUCAUUGUUCGAGAGACUUGUGCGGAACAACAUGCCGUACAAAACCCUCCUGUGCCAGCGGCGAAUGGAUCCCGAAUUCAGAAGAUUGCUAUCCAGCAUCUAUCCAGCCCUCACAGAUCAUCCUUCCGUACUGAGUCGCUCUGUGAGUUCAACAUCAUGGGGGAUGGGGACUGUCAAGUCUUUCUUCUUCAAUCAUCAAUGGUCUGAAUACAAAGAUGCAUCAUUAUCGACAUACAACGAAGAAGAGGCAAAAUUUAUUGCAGGCUUUUACCGGUAUUUACAGAAGAACGGCAUUGUUCCCGCGAGAAUCACUAUCCUGACCUUCUACAACGGCCAACGCAAGCGCAUUCUCCGAGAGAUCAAGAACCUGUCUGACGUCACCGGAACCUACCACAAUGUCAAAACAGUUGACUCGUAUCAAGGUGAGGAAAAUGACAUUGUCAUCCUCUCAAUGGUUCGAAGUAACCCUGAGGGAAGUAUUGGUUUUCUCGCUAACGACAAUCGUGUGACGGUGGCAUUGUCACGUGCGAAGUUUGGGUUCUACCUUUUUGGCAAUGCCACAGUCCUCUGUAGAGGAAGCAAAAGUGGACUCUGGACGAACGUGGCCAACAUGAUGAGUGCCAGUCCAGUACGAUUGCUUGAACAACUCCCACUCUUCUGUCAAAAGCAUAAGCGAACUACCAAUGUCGCGUACCCAGAACAUUUCGAAGAAUUGGAAGGGGGUUGUCUACAAGAUUGCGGUGAGACGCUACAGUGUGGUCAUAUCUGUCCGCUUCGCUGCCAUCCUUAUUCGCAUGAUGAUAUAAUGUGCUCUGAGCCAUGUCAGGUUGUUCUUGGCUGUGGCCAUGGCUGCGAAAAAGCCUGCUGCGAGGAAUGCAACUGUCCCUGCGAUGCAUUUGCAGAAAUUAAGCGUGCUGCACUAGUGAAAUCCAUGGAGGAAAUGAAGGUUCAGUGGCAGGGUUACCGCAAAGACAACCAUGGUUGGAUUCCCCCAGCCAAUGAGAGAAGUUCUUACUUACAGGUGCAACAGCAGGGACGCAGAGGCUGGAGUGAAUUUGCUAAUGGUGGAGUCCUGGCUGACGAUCAGCGUCGUAUUGACUCAACGCCUCUGUCCCUCCCUCAACAUACGAAAAUGGUUCAAACUUCACCACUGCUGGAGCAGACCGAAGGAGGACGAACUCGAUUCACACACAAUUACCGCCCUGAGCUUGUGGAACCCACUGUUGCAGCUGAGCAGCAUGAAGUCAAACAGUUGCAGGCCUCAUCAAGUCAAAAGGCAGCCACGAAAUUGGACUCUGAAGACGUAACGACGCUUGAUGAUGCGCAUGGGAAGCAGUCUGCGAGAUCGCGUUACCUGGACGAUUUGGCGGAACUCGAUGGUGGGUUGAAGAGUGCCAACAAGAUUGAGGCAGUACGACACAGCGUGGAGAAAACCCAAGAUCCACCCAAGAGAAGAUCAUCAGUCAAAUCACAUUUGGAUUAUUUGGCAGAGCUCGAUGAGGGUCUGAAGAAUAGUAUGGUCCUGCAGACUGCUUUUGCGAGGAUGCAAGCUCCAGACCGGAGGAGGGCAUCGGGGAGGUCACAUUUGGAGGAUUUGGCGGAGCUUGAUGAGACUAUGAGGAAUGUCGCUAAUGGCGCGGCCAUGCAGAAUGGUCUCGACAUGAUGACGACUCCAUCGGAUGGGACAACUCGUGCGAGACCGAUGAAUAUGGAUGAGUUGCUCGAUCGGUACUACCACAAACCUCGAUCUUGA
Messenger RNA from Exophiala bonariae, 3996 nucleotides. RefSeq lists its product as uncharacterized. NCBI's taxonomy places the organism in Eukaryota, Fungi, Ascomycota, Eurotiomycetes, Chaetothyriales, Herpotrichiellaceae. Gene Ontology annotation, cellular component: nuclear RNA-directed RNA polymerase complex. Bases 1 to 3996 code for a protein of 1331 amino acids. The record is from RefSeq and is a predicted model, not a curated record. Gene Ontology annotation, biological process: regulatory ncRNA-mediated heterochromatin formation. The transcript has 3 exons. Gene Ontology annotation, molecular function: helicase activity.